AUUCCUGUAGGUGGAGUCUAAGGAGGAACAGACAGGUCGCGUGUAGCGAAGUGAGCUGUGUGGGGAAGGGGUGAGGACAAGGUUAUUCGCGAGCCUCCAAAUCGAGGAACCAGGUGAGCCUAAGCCAAACUCCACCCUUGGGUGGUCGCUGUCCAGAGGAUCACCCCCUGCGAAGGAAACCCCGCCCCCACGGCUCCUGCGCGCCCCGCCCAGGCCCGCAGCGCGGCUGCAGCGCGAGGGGCGGAGAGGCACAGCGCGGCGAGAGGACCAGACGCCCAGGUUGCCAGCAUCCAGUGCCGCAGGACACCGAAAGCGCAUCUUCGCCGGGGCGAUCCAGCUGCUCCCUUGGCCCCAGCGACAGGUCACCUGUCCUCUGCCUCGACCCCAGCCCAGCGUUCCCUUUCUCCGGAGCACACGCUACCCUUGCAGUCGGAGACGCGCCCAGCCCCUCUUCGUCGUCGACCACCAUGGCGGAGACUAACAACGAAUGCAGCAUCAAGGUGCUUUGCCGAUUUCGGCCCCUGAACCAGGCCGAGAUUCUGCGGGGGGACAAGUUCAUCCCCAUUUUCCAAGGGGACGACAGCGUCAUUAUUGGGGGAAAGCCGUAUGUCUUUGACCGCGUAUUCCCCCCAAACACGACUCAGGAGCAGGUUUAUCACGCCUGUGCCAUGCAGAUCGUCAAAGACGUCCUUGCUGGUUACAAUGGCACAAUCUUUGCUUAUGGACAGACAUCCUCAGGGAAAACGCAUACCAUGGAGGGAAAGCUGCACGACCCUCAGCUGAUGGGCAUCAUCCCCCGGAUCGCUCGAGACAUCUUCAACCACAUCUACUCCAUGGAUGAGAACCUUGAAUUCCACAUUAAGGUGUCUUACUUCGAGAUUUACCUGGAUAAGAUCCGUGACCUUUUGGAUGUGACCAAGACAAACCUAUCCGUGCACGAGGACAAAAACCGGGUGCCGUUUGUCAAGGGUUGUACUGAACGCUUUGUGUCCAGCCCUGAGGAGAUUCUGGAUGUGAUCGAUGAGGGGAAGUCGAACCGUCACGUAGCUGUCACCAACAUGAACGAGCACAGCUCUCGGAGCCACAGCAUCUUCCUCAUCAACAUCAAGCAGGAGAACAUAGAGACCGAGCAGAAGCUCAGCGGGAAGCUAUACCUUGUAGAUCUGGCCGGAAGCGAGAAGGUCAGCAAGACAGGAGCAGAGGGAGCUGUUCUGGAUGAGGCAAAGAAUAUCAACAAAUCGCUGUCAGCCCUGGGGAACGUGAUCUCUGCCCUGGCGGAGGGCACUAAAAGCUACGUGCCGUACCGCGACAGCAAAAUGACGAGGAUUCUCCAGGACUCUCUGGGAGGGAACUGCAGGACCACCAUGUUCAUCUGCUGCUCACCAUCCAGCUACAAUGAUGCAGAGACCAAGUCCACACUCAUGUUUGGGCAGCGGGCGAAGACCAUCAAGAACACUGCCUCAGUGAAUCUGGAGUUGACUGCUGAGCAAUGGAAGAAGAAAUAUGAGAAGGAGAAGGAGAAGACCAAGGCCCAGAAGGAGACAAUUGCUAAGCUGGAGGCUGAGCUUAGCCGGUGGCGCAGUGGAGAGAAUGUGCCUGAGACUGAGCGCCUGGCUGGGGAGGACUCAGCUCUGGGAGCUGAGCUCUGUGAGGAGACCCCUGUGAAUGACAACUCAUCCAUUGUGGUACGCAUCGCACCUGAGGAAAGGCAGAAAUAUGAGGAAGAGAUCCGCCGUCUCUACAAGCAGCUUGAUGACAAGGAUGAUGAGAUCAACCAGCAGAGCCAGCUCAUCGAGAAGCUGAAGCAGCAGAUGCUGGACCAGGAAGAGCUGCUAGUGUCCACUCGGGGAGACAAUGAGAAGGUCCAGCGGGAGCUGAGUCACCUGCAGUCCGAGAAUGAUGCCGCAAAGGACGAGGUGAAGGAAGUGUUGCAGGCCCUGGAGGAGCUGGCAGUCAACUAUGACCAGAAGUCCCAGGAGGUGGAGGAGAAGAGCCAGCAGAACCAGCUGCUGGUGGAUGAACUGUCCCAGAAAGUGGCCACCAUGCUGUCCCUGGAGUCCGAGCUACAGCGGCUCCAGGAGGUCAGUGGACACCAGCGAAAACGGAUUGCUGAGGUGCUGAAUGGGCUGAUGAAGGACCUGAGUGAGUUCAGUGUCAUCGUGGGCAACGGCGAGAUUAAGCUGCCCGUGGAGAUCAGUGGGGCCAUCGAGGAGGAGUUCACGGUGGCCCGACUCUACAUCAGCAAGAUCAAGUCGGAGGUGAAGUCCGUGGUUAAGCGAUGUAGGCAGCUGGAGAACCUCCAGGUGGAGUGUCACCGCAAGAUGGAGGUGACCGGGAGGGAGCUGUCAUCUUGCCAGCUGCUCAUCUCACAGCAUGAGGCCAAGAUCCGUUCACUCACGGAGUACAUGCAGACUGUGGAGUUGAAGAAACGGCACCUGGAAGAGUCCUACGACUCCCUGAGCGACGAGCUAGCCAGGCUCCAGGCGCACGAAACUGUGCACGAGGUAGCUCUGAAAGACAAGGAGCCAGACACACAGGACGCGGAAGAGGUGAAGAAGGCCCUGGAACUACAGAUGGAGAAUCACCGUGAGGCCCAUCACCGGCAGCUGGCCCGCCUCCGGGAUGAGAUCAAUGAGAAACAGAAGACCAUUGAUGAGCUGAAAGACCUGAACCAGAAGCUCCAGUUAGAGCUGGAGAAGCUUCAGGCCGAUCAUGAGAGGCUGAAGAACGAAGAGAACGAGAAGAGCGCCAAGCUCCAGGAGCUGACAUUUCUGUAUGAGCGACAUGAGCAGUCCAAGCAGGACCUCAAGGGGCUGGAGGAGACAGUUGCCCGUGAACUCCAGACCCUCCACAACCUUCGCAAGCUGUUCGUUCAAGACGUCACGACUCGAGUCAAGAAAAGUGCAGAAAUGGAACCCGAAGACAGUGGGGGGAUUCAUUCCCAAAAGCAGAAGAUCUCCUUUCUUGAGAACAACCUGGAACAGCUUACAAAGGUUCACAAACAGCUGGUACGUGACAAUGCAGAUCUGCGUUGUGAGCUUCCUAAAUUGGAAAAACGACUUCGGGCUACGGCUGAGAGAGUUAAGGCCCUGGAGGGUGCACUGAAGGAGGCCAAGGAGGGUGCCAUGAAGGACAAGCGUAGAUACCAGCAGGAGGUGGACCGCAUCAAGGAAGCCGUGCGGUACAAGAGCUCCGGCAAGCGGGGCCAUUCUGCCCAGAUCGCUAAGCCUGUGAGGCCUGGCCACUAUCCUGCCUCCUCACCCACCAACCCCUACGGCACCCGGAGCCCCGAGUGUAUCAGCUACACCAACAACCUCUUCCAGAACUACCAGAACCUGCACCUGCAGGCGGCGCCUAGCUCCACUUCAGAUAUGUACUUUGCCAGCAACGGAGCCACAUCUGUUGCCCCCUUGGCUUCCUACCAGAAGGUCAACAUGGACAAUGGAAAUGCCACAGAUAUCAACGACAACAGGAGUGACCUGCCCUGUGGCUACGAGGCUGAGGACCAGGCCAAGCUUUUCCCUCUCCACCAAGAGACAGCAGCCAGCUAACUCCCAACCCUGGCCACAUAUCUGCAGUUUCAGUUUCUAAGAGGGACCGAGGCCUCUUCUCUCAGCAUGCUGCAAAACCUGUGUUCUCUGACACUAGCUCCCUCCCCAGCCCGUGCUGUUGGACUGUUUGAUGUCUCCUCCUGCUCCGUAUCUCUUCGUACUCUGUAUCUAUAGAUCAGAAGCCGCUGCUAUGUCUCCCCUCUCUGUCCUCCCCUCUAAGUACCUGAUGAUGCAGUUAGCAGUUUUUAAGCAUAGUCUCCCUUCCUCGUUGGGCGCUAGGGAGGAGGGAAACGUUUCUUCUUUCUUCCAUAUACUCGUUUCUUACACCGAGUGAUGUCAGUCACUGAGUAGAGGUCACAAAAGAUAAAGGAAAAGUGGGAGCGGGGAGGCUGCCCUCCUUCUCUCUCACGAACACACAUGUACAUGCAUACAUGCAUGCACAUACAGUGUACAUACAAAGCCUUAAGCAGAGGAAUGUCUUAGCAUCUACGAAAAGAGAGAACCAGACCCCUCUUUACACAGAACAGAGGAGGACCCGGUGGAAGGCUGCGACAGCUCUCUCUCCCUCACACAUGCGCUCUCUCCCUCACACAUGUGCACCCCUCACAUGUCAGCACACUGCAGGUGGUCUCCUCUGUCCUGUGAGGUCUGCCUCGAGCUCCCUUCCCCGGUUGGGGAGUGUGGACUAUUCAAGGGACUGUUUCCCUUUCUGGCCCAAGCCUCCUGUGGUACUUUCCGCUCCAGAUAUCACAACCAGAACUUAGAGUUGGUUUAAAACAUCUUCUGAAAAUCGGAGAAGGCAGACUGCUGAGAAACCGCUGCUCAUCUGUCUGUGCCAAUAGUUAUAAGCAGGUGGGGUCAGAGUGGUUGGCUCCCUAGCUCUGGGGAGUGAGCAGGCUGGGGGACUACUGUGUGCUACUCUGUCACAGAACCCUCAGGUUGAAGCUACAAGCUCGCUCUUUCUCCCACAUUGGGCUGCGUGUGCUUCCCGCCCCUGACUUUGGUUUGGGACUUCCAAUUUAUUGGCAUAAUAGCCAUCUCUGGAUGCUGUCCCUUCAGAAUGGAACCUGGCUCGUUCCCUCCUCCAAACACAGUUCCUUCUGUAAUCUCCAUCUGGUCCCAAGUGCACUUUAAAGACAGGGGUGGGGGAGCAGGUUGGAGCAUGGUGGCAGGCAGUCUCCCUGACACAGGAAAAAGCUCUGCUGUCGAUCCCAGCGCUGCGAUAGCAAAAGCAAAAGCAAAAGCUGGUGUAGCGGUUCACAGUUUCCAGUGUUAGUCUCAGGAAGCCGAGGUAGGAAAAUUGCUAAAUUUGAGACGAGCCUGGACUACACAGUUAGAUCCAGGAGAUGUGCUAUGAUGGGAGGAAAUCCUAUCUCAGAAUGAAGGAAAGGCAGGAAGGCAGGGAGGCAGGGAAGGAGGGAGGGAGGGAGGGAGGAAAGGAAGGAAGUGGGGACAGAACAAUUUUUUUUCUGAACUGUCAGGGACUAAGAGCUUGAAUCUAAUGCUUUCCCCACUGCCAUCUCAGCUCAGGGCCCCUCCUGCCCAGCACUGAAGAGGAUGGACGUUGCUUUAGUUCAAAUGGUCCUGUCCUCCCAUAUGCUAAGGUAGUUUUCCACAUUACUGCAGGGAUGGAGGCCAGUACUCAACCUAAGCCAGGAAACACAGCCGAGUAUCCAGAUAGCCAGCCUUGCCCAACAGAGGGCAGGCAGCCUCCGGACCUUGCUAGGCCUGGGAGGAAAACUCCCUGUGGAUGACAGCUGGCAACUAUGGGCUGUAGUAGCUGUGACUCUCUCAAGGGACCGCUUCUGCUCUGCAGGGAGUGAUCACGAUGAAGACAGUAUCAGACUGGCAUGGGAGAACUCCCAAGUGACAAUUUUCAAACGCUUUAGAAUAAGUCUGAUGUAGAAUGACUAAGCAGAACCUAGGGCUUUGACCAUGGCUCAGUGGUACCAUGCGAAGACACUUAAUGUGACAAGUCUGAGGGUUCAAUCCAUCUCUGGAACCGCAAACAACACGAAACAACCGAAAUGGUAAAGUAAUUCAGAGCUAGGAACUUAAUAAUUUCUUUCUUUUCACACCCCCUCCCAGUGGAAAACGCUUCAUUAGUUGGAGGGUCCUGAGAUAGCCCUCAGAGCUUAGAACUCACUUAUUUGCAAGAGAGGUCCAGUCUGCUCACACCCACCCCUCCACCCUGCCCUAAAACCACAACUCAAAAGAAAGGUCAGGAGGUGCAGACAAAUCACGCACCUCAGACGCAGUGAGCAAGGAAGGGAAAGCCAUCCUCUGUGGCUCAGGCAGGCAGGGGGCCUGGGAUUCUAAGGGGGUUUGCAUGAUCUUGUCACCAAAUGAUCCUUUUCAAAAUACAAGUAAGGAGAUGUGUAGGCGUACAGCAGAGCAGACCAGGAGGGGGGCGGCAGUGGCCAGCCUUCCCUGGCAAGAUGUAAGGGACAAGGCCAUUUGCUACGCUAAAGAAACAGCCCUUCACCAGAAGGUUCUCACCACACCCUCCCCCCUUGGUUCACUACAUCCCUUUCAGAGAGCCAGGCCACCCCAAGGGCCCCUGGCCCGCCCACUUACAUCUGCCAAAGUGAAAUGUUGCAUGCCGGCGGCGUGGAAGACAAACCAAACCGCACAAAUCCCAGUGUGUAUUUACUUGGUGGACACAAAUACCUUUAAAAUAAAAUAAAUUCGAUGACGA
Mus pahari (shrew mouse) is the source of this 6249-nucleotide messenger RNA. It is a transcript of the gene Kif5a, whose product is annotated as kinesin family member 5A. The record is from RefSeq and is a predicted model, not a curated record. The coding region runs from base 468 to 3551 and encodes 1027 amino acids. Gene Ontology annotation, molecular function: ATP binding; microtubule binding; microtubule motor activity. The transcript is spliced from 29 exons. NCBI's taxonomy places the organism in Eukaryota, Metazoa, Chordata, Mammalia, Rodentia, Muridae. Gene Ontology annotation, biological process: microtubule-based movement.